Molecule: messenger RNA, 1185 nt
Organism: Acytostelium subglobosum LB1
Lineage: Eukaryota; Evosea; Eumycetozoa; Acytosteliales; Acytosteliaceae
Exons: 2
Coding region: 1-1185 (394 amino acids)
Cellular component (GO): microtubule
Molecular function (GO): microtubule binding
Source: RefSeq, a predicted model, not a curated record
AUGACUGCUGCCAAUGCCAUCACAAGUGUUGUUGAGAAUGCCCAACUCAAUCAUCUACGUCCACACAUGUUGAUGUUGUGCACCAAGUUGUUGAAACGACUGCAGGACGACAAAUGUCAGUGCCAUGCUCAGUUGCUUCAGGCGUUAACUUCUCUGAUAAUGGUGUCGGGCAACUAUAUCUCAGCACAGACGCCACUCAUGGCAUCAACAAUGGUCCAGCUAUUGACUACCCCAGACUGGAUGAUACGAAAGGCUGCAUGUGAUGGAUUGGCAGCCAUAUGCACACGCACCUCCAAGGACACUGUGGUGGCCUUCCAGGAGCAGGUGUUGGAGGCACUCGAGCAGUGUCGCCAGGACAAGAUCAAGACGGUGCGUGACGCUGUCCACUCAACCAUAUCUCUGUACAAAUCAUUAUUCGAAUCACCACUGCUCAUUCCAACGACACCUCCAUUGUUGGCAUCACGAUUAUCAUCACCGGCACCAUCGCCCAGCUCCACGCCCAUCCUGAUGUCACCUCGAAACCUAUUUGAUCAGAACCAGUUCAUACCAUCACCUCACAAGAAGCAUGGAGCAUCCAAGCACAAAGAGGUCAUUGGCAGUAGCAUAUCAUCAUUAAUAUCACCAUCACAGCCAUCAUCAACAUCAUCAUCAACAACCAUACCACCACUCAAUCUCACUAAACACUCAUUAUUGACUCCAAAGUCACCAUCACGUGGCAAGUCAUCAUCAACAACAUCCACCAGCACACCAUACAAAGCACCAAUCAAUAGUGCCAGCAUUAGUAAUAGUAGCAGUGGAAGUAGCAAGUCACUAUUGUCCAAGCCCAAGAAUAGUUCUGGAAGUACAUCAAAGUCAAGCACCUCUAGCACCACCACGACAUCUUGGAAUGAAGGCGAUUCCCAAGCAGCUUCCAACAAAAUCGUCACUACCAAGAAGCCAUUAUCCUCACCAUUGGUAGUGUCCCAACCAGCAUAUGUUGUGAGCCAAUCAAAUGUUGGCAGUGCCAACAACAACAUGUCCGCUUCCACCACCUCGUCCAUGCCAAUGGCAGCGGCCUCUCCACCACACUCACCUCCACCAGCGCCCAAACAUGUACAUGUUCAGACAUCACAAUCACUGUCACAAGAGUCAUUACAAGGCGGUGGCAGUAGUGGUGGCGGCACUACAACAUCAACACCAUCAUGA